AUGUUAUUUUAUUUCAUUUUAUUUCAAUUAGUCAAUUCAGACUGUUGGUAUUCACAAGAUAAUGAAAUUAUUUAUGAUCCAAAUCUUUCAGGAAUGACAUGUAGUAAUCGUGGAUAUGGAUGGAAAUUAAUUUGGGAUGGAACGAUUGAUUGGAUUAUAUUUACAGGAGAGUGUUGUGAAAAUAAUGAAAAUUAUUAUUCUAUCAGUUCAUUAGCAGAAAAUAGAAAUCCAAAAGGAAUAACAUUUGAUGAAUCAGCAACAGUUUCAUUAAUAAAACUUUUACCACCAUUUGUAGAUUCCAAAUGGAUUAUUGAUGGAAGAAAUAUAAAUAAUGAAUGUGAAAUUUAUAUAGGAAAUGCAAGAGAAUAUGUUGUAAAAGAUAAAGAAACAAUUAUUAUAAUUGGGACUAAAACAUUAAAAAUAUAUUUUGACAAUCAAGAAAUUAAUAUUAUUCAAUUUAAAGAAAAAGAACGACCAUAUAUGUUUAUUUCUGGAAAUUCAACUAUAUUAAGAGUCCAAGAAGAUUAUCAAAUUAAUGAAUGUCAUUAUCUUUUUAAUGCUAAAAAUGUUAUUGUUGAACAAUCUAACGAUUUUAUUAUUCAAGGAAUUUGUUCAUUUAUGUCACAAACACGUUAUAUUAAAUGUCCUAAAUCUAAAUUUAUUGAAAAUGAUUGUAGUUGUUUUAUUAAAUCAACUGUUAGUGAAGUUUCAUUUACUGAAUUUACUAUGAAUUAUCCUGAUUGUUUUGUGUCAAGUGAUUUCUUACCUUUAACAAUUAAAUCUCAUCAAACAAAUAUUAAAUUUGAUCAACAUAAUCACUGGUUAAAAUUAAUUAUUGAACCAAGAACACAACCACUAUUCAUUCAAAGUAAUGAACCAAUUACUAUUAAAGAAGAUUUUAUUCUUCCAUCAAUUACUUUUAUUUUACAAACGAAAUUAAUAAUUUCUUCUUCUUUAAUAAUUCAAAACAAUGAGAAUGAAUUUUAUUAUUUUAAAGAAAUUUAUGCUUCUUCAUUAAAAGUAAAUGAAUUAAAUAAAAACAAAAUAAUAUUUAAUUGUGGUUCAUUUUAUAUAUCUAAUAAUUUUAAUUUACGAAUUGGUUGUAAGAAUGGUUUAUAUAAUAGAAUAGUAUUAAAUGAAAGUCAAAUAGAAUGUAAUUGUUAUUACAAUAAUAAUACAUUUGAUCAAAAUGAUUGUAAUUAUGUUUCUCAAAUGGAAUCAAAUCAAUUAAAAUUAUUUGUUUUGAAUAAAAAUUCUUAUCAUCCUAAAACUGAAGUAUAUUGGAAUGAAAUAAUAAUUCAAAAUGGAAAAAUUGGAGGAUUUAUUAAAGCAAAUAAAUGUAUUUUAGAUAAUACAAUAAUUAUUUCAGGAAUUCUUAUAUGUAAUGAAAUGAUUAUUACUAAUUCAAUUAUUGUUAAUGAUAUUGCAACAGUAGAAAUAAAUCAUUUAAUAAUAAAAGGUAUUUCUCGGUGGAAGGGAAAUUGUCAUUUUAUUAAAAUAACAGUAAAUGGAAAAUUUGAUUAUGAUGGAAACUUUGUUUAUGCAGAUGUUGUUGAAAUGAGUGAAGAUACUUCAAUAACUUUUAUUAAUGGUGGUUAUAUAAAUAAUUUAACUUCAACUGGAUAUUGUGCUAUUACAAGUGCAUUUGAUUUAAUUAUUAAUGAAUGUAAUAGUACUUAUAUGAUAGAUAUAAUAGCACGUUCAUUAACAAUAAAAAAAGGAAUGAUCAAUUUUAAUAUAUUAUCAGUAACUCAACCAUUAAUAAUUAAUGAACAAGUUAUUUCUAUUGCAAUUAAUUCAAUAAUACAAAAUAUUGAUAAUCUCUUUCUUCUUCUUGAUAUUCAAAGAACUUCUAAACCUUUAAUUAUUCAAAAAAUUCCAAUUAUGAGUCCUCGUUCACAUCCAGUAGCUUUUCUUGAAACUAAGAAAAGACCAAGUAUUGUAAUUUCAUUAGAAAAUCAAUUUAAAUAUAUGUGUGAUAAUCAAGUUAUUAUUAUUGGAAAUAUAACAAAAUCACCAUGUUCUUCACUUCAUCUUGAUAAUAAAAUUUGUAAUUAUAUUGGUGGAUCAAUAUAUUUAAAUUCAAAUGGAAAUAUUGAUUAUUCAUGUCCUUGUAAUAAUGAUAAAAAUGUAAAUAAAACAUUAAUGAUUAAUUCAAAAGAAUAUUAUAUGAAACAAAAUGAAGAAUAUAAUCAAAUUUAUAAUCAAUAUAAUAGUAUUUUAUAUUCUCAAAAUAAAGAACUUGUUAUUAUAUUAGAAAAAGAUAUUCAAAUAAAUGGAAAUAAUAAUUCUAUUUUAUUUAAAUUAAUGAAUGACAAUAAUAAUAAAACUAUUUUAAAUAUUCAUAUUAAAGGAACUGCUAUUUUAUUUUGUGAAUUACAUUUUGGGUAUGAUAUAAAUAUUCAAUCUAAAUCUAUUAGUUUAUCUCAAAAUGGUUUAUGUAAAGUUGUAGUAAUUGAAAAUAAUAAAAUAUAUUGUGUAGUUUGUCGGUAUUUAAUGAAAAAUAAUGAAUGUUUAAGUGGUAAAGUUGAAGAAUGUAUGCAUUAUACAAAGAAUGGAAAAUGUUUUCAAUGCAAUGAAGGAUAUUAUAUUGAUAAAGAAAAGAAUAAAUGUAAUAAAUGUUCUGAACAUUGUCAAUAUUGUAAUUCGAAUGAAUGUAUUUUAUGUUAUAAUGGUUAUCAACUUCAAAACAAAAAGUGUGUAUUAUAUAAAGAACCAUGUAACUAUUUUAAAGGGGAUAUUUGUUAUAAAUGUCCUCUUGGAUAUUAUAAUAUAAAUGGUAAUUGUAAUAAAUGUAAAGAAGGUUGUAUAAUGUGUCAAAAUAAUAAUACAUGUGAAAGUUGUGAUAUUGGUAAUGGAUAUUUUGGAACAAAUUGUUCAUAUAUCGAGCAUUCAAAAAUAAUUAGUUCAAUAGUAAUUUGUGAAUAUGGAUAUUAUUAUAAUGGAAAUAAUUGUACACAAUGUGGAAAUAAUUGUGGAGAAUGUCAAAUAGAUUCAUAUGGAAUAAAAACGUGUUUGUCAUGUAUAAGUGAUGAAUAUUAUCUUAAUGAGCAAGGAGAAUGCAUAUUAGGAAAAGACAUUUGUUAUAUUGACAAUUGGAAAUGUAUUUCAUGUAUUAAUCCAAAUGAAUAUUUUAAUGGAUUAAAUUGUAUUUCUUGUGGAGAAUAUUGUACUUUAUGUUCUACGACUGGAAUUUGUGAAGGAUGUGAAAAUGGAUAUUAUUUACAUAAAGAAUUAAAUGAGUAUGAUCAAAUUGUUUUUCAAUGUAAACCAAAUCCUAUUAGUAAUUGUAUUGAAUAUAAUAAAGGAAAAUGUAUAUCAUGUAAUAAUGGAACAUAUUCUAAUAAUUAUCAAUGUCUUCCAUGUCAUGUAACAUGUUUAAAUUGUGUAUUAAAUUCAAAAACAUGUUUAAGUUGUAUUUCAGGUUUUAUGAUUCAAGACAAUACAUGUAUUAGUGCCAAACAAGAAAUUGAAUCAUGUGAAAUAUUUGCAUCAGAAAUAAAAGGAGAAUGUGCAAAAUGUAAAGAUUUUUAUUAUUUAAAUCAAAGUAUUUGUGAACGAUGUUCAAAUAAUUGUAAAAUUUGUAAUAAUUUAACUUCAUGUAUUGAAUGUGGCAUAAAUUAUUUUUUAAAUGAAACAGGAGAAUGUGAAUCAAUUUUUCAUUUAACGAAUUGUAAAGAAUUUGGAAAUAAAGGAUGUAUUUAUUGUGAUAAUGACACUUAUCUUGAUGGAAUACGAUGCGUUUAUUGUAAUGAUAUUCAACCAUAUUGUAAUAAAUGUCAUUGGGAAAGCGGAAUAUGUAUAGGAUGUAAAGAAGAAUAUAUAUUAUAUCAAGGUAAAUGUAUUCAUUAUUCAUUUAUUAGUCAUUGUAAAAUGGCAUCUAAUUCUAUAUGUAUUAAAUGUUCAUUUUGGUAUGAACCAACAAUAACAGGAAUAGAAUGUGAAAUUAAUAUAAAAUGGUGGAUAAUAAUUAUUAUAUUAAUUCUGAUACUAAUAGUAAUGAUAUUAUUAAUAACAAUUCUUUAUAUAAUUCUUAUAAAUAUUUGUUUAAAAAGAAAUCAAGAAUAUCAACCUUUAUUAAAAUAUCAAAAAGUUUCUCAAACUCAUUUGAAUUGGAUAAAUUUACAUUUAAAAGGAAUUGUUGUAAAUAAGAAAACAUUAAAAUUUACAGGAAAUGUUAAUGAAUUAGUUGAAAUUGAUCAACCAAUAUCAGAUACUUUUUAUAUUGGAAAUACAAAUAAAGAAACAAUAUAUAUAACAUUUACAUAUUUAAAUAAAAAUAAAGAAAAAUAUUGUAUUUUAAUUAAACCAGAAAUACUACAAUUAAAACAAGAUGAUUGUUAUUGUAUUACUGUGACUGUUAUACCAUAUUGUACAACAAUUAUUAAUGAACAAUUAAAAAUUGUUAAAACAAAUAAUAAAUUAGGAAUCGAUUCAAUUGAUUCAAUUAAUAUUAAACUUAGAACACAAUUAUCAACAAAACUUGAUUAUGAUGAAUUAAUAAUAGAAGAAAAAAUUGGAGAAGGAACAUUUGGAAUAGUUUAUAAAGGAAUCUUUAGAAAUAAUAUUGUUGCAAUUAAAAAUCUUAAAAACAUUCAAAUUAUAGAAGGAGUUGUAGAAGAAUUUAAAAGAGAAAUAUUUUUAUUAGAAAACUUUAGAAGUGAUUAUAUUGUUUAUUUUUAUGGAUCUGUUUUAUGGACAAAUAAAUUUUGUAUUGUAACUGAAUUUGCACAAUAUGGUUCUUUACAAAAUCUUAUGAAUACUUUAACCUUAAAUGAAAUAUCUUUAAAGUUAAGAAUUAAACUUUUAAUUGAUGCUUCAAAAGGAAUUAAAUAUCUUCAUUCAAAUGGAAUAUUACAUAGAGAUAUUAAACCUGAUAAUCUUCUUAUAUUUUCUUUAGAUCAAGACAUUUUUGUUAAUGCAAAAUUAUCAGAUUUUGGUUCUUCUAGAAGUAUUAAUUUAUUGGUAACUAAUUUGACUUUUACUAGUGGAAUUGGUACUCCUGUUUAUAUGGCUCCUGAAUUGUUAAAAAGAAAAAAAUAUAAAAUGUCGGCUGAUAUUUAUUCAUUUGCUAUUUUAAUGUAUGAAUGUAUUAAUUGGUGUUAUGCUUAUCCAAUUUCAAUGAAAACUUGGAAUAUAGCUCAAGAUGUUUGUUCUGGAAAAAGACCUCCAAAAGUAGAUUCAAUGAAUUCUUCAUUUUAUGAAUUAUUAACACAAAUGUGGUGUGAUAUUCCAAAUGAACGUUUAACAAUAGAUGAAGUAGUAAGACAAUUAGAAUAUUUACGUUAUUAA
Messenger RNA from Entamoeba nuttalli P19, 5292 nucleotides. Its product is annotated as tyrosine kinase, putative. The coding region runs from base 1 to 5292 and encodes 1763 amino acids. The record is from RefSeq and is a predicted model, not a curated record. The transcript has a single exon. Gene Ontology annotation, biological process: protein phosphorylation. NCBI's taxonomy places the organism in Eukaryota, Evosea, Mastigamoebida, Endamoebidae. Gene Ontology annotation, molecular function: protein kinase activity; ATP binding.